Molecule: messenger RNA, 1542 nt
Organism: Monomorium pharaonis (pharaoh ant)
Lineage: Eukaryota; Metazoa; Arthropoda; Insecta; Hymenoptera; Formicidae
Gene: Zpr1
Product: zinc finger protein ZPR1
Exons: 3
Coding region: 61-1395 (444 amino acids)
Cellular component (GO): nucleus; cytoplasm
Molecular function (GO): zinc ion binding
Source: RefSeq, a predicted model, not a curated record
GUCAGCUGCGAGCUGAUAUCCUCCGUCGCAUGGCUGCGACACAUAACCUCAAAGUGAGACAUGGCAGCUGCCGAAAAACUGACGGAAAAUGGGAAAAACAAGCCGGUUUUUUGCGAGCUAACCAUUAGCGACUUGGAGUCGGAGAUUACGGAGAUCGAAAGUCUUUGCAUGGAGUGCGGCAAGAACGGGAUUACCCGAUUGCUGUUGACGAAAAUCCCACACUACAAGGAUGUGGUGCUCAUGUCCUUCGAGUGCGAGCACUGUGGCUAUCAGAACAACGAGAUACAGAGCGGUGGGAAGAUAGCGGAUAAGGGUAUCAAGAUAACUCUGCGAGUGGCAACGUCGCAGGAUCUAAAUCGCCAAGUAGUCAAAUCUGAUUACACCAGCGUUCACAUACCCCACUUAGAUUUCGAGAUUCCUUCACAGUCCCAAAAGGGAGAGAUUACGACUGUGGAAGGGAUAAUCGACAGGAGCAUCAGCGCGUUGGAGCAAGAUCAGUCUAGGCGUCGAGAAGAAUUCCCGGAUACCGCAGCUGAAAUAGAUCUGUUUAUCAGUAAAUUACAUGCAUUGAAGAUAUUGGAUGAACCAUUUACUAUUGUCUUUCAGGAUGUUUCAGGAAACACACAUGUGGAGAAUCCAAAAGCACCUAUCAAAGAUAGCCAGUGCGCUAUAACAUAUUUCAAACGAACGGAAGAACAGAAUCACAUGUUAGGGAUUUAUUCUGACAAUGAAGAUGUUUUGCUUAAACCCGUACAGGCAGAAGAGUAUCCUUUGGAACAAAUUGAAGGCGAAGUUUUGUCCUUUCCUACCAAUUGUCCAGAUUGCAACAGUCCUUGCGAGACUAAUAUGAAACUGACAAACAUACCACACUUUAAAGAGGUUGUUAUAAUGGCAACACUAUGUGAAUCUUGUGGUCACAGAACUAACGAGGUGAAAAGUGGCGGUGGAAUCGAAUCUCAAGGAGUUAAAAUUGAAGUGACGGUAACAGGCAGAGAAGAUUUCAGUCGAGAUCUGCUGAAAUCUGACACUUGCAACAUGGAGAUACCUGAGCUGGAGCUGGAAGUCGGUCCAGCUAUUUUGGGUGGCCGAUUCACGACCGUCGAAGGAAUUAUAUCGGCAAUGAAAGAACAGUUGUCUUCCUCUACAGCUUUCACUGGUGACAGUGGUGAUUCGGAAACCGUGAACAGGAUGAAUCGGUUUAUUGGACAGUUAGAGGAAAUUUUGAAUGGUCAAAGAAAAGUGACCUUGGUUUUGAAUGAUCCAGCUGGAAAUAGCUACGUGCAAAGUCUUUCUGACAACGGACCUGACGAUAGAUUAAAGAUCACAAAGUACGACAGGAGCUUCGAGCAAAACGAAGAGCUCGGUCUUAACGACAUAAAAGUCGAAAAUUAUUAGGUGUCACCAUAAUGGAGAAACAAACAUUGUUGCACAAAUGUCAUCAUAUGUAAAAAUAACUAAAAAUAGCUAUAAUUAACAAAACAUUCUAGAUCAUUGUUUUUGUAUCACUUUUAUUGUUGAAAUAACAAAUCGUUGUUUUCGUAA